This is a messenger RNA of Poeciliopsis prolifica (blackstripe livebearer), 913 nucleotides long. RefSeq names its product heat shock protein 30-like. Bases 81 to 695 code for a protein of 204 amino acids. The transcript has a single exon. Lineage: Eukaryota; Metazoa; Chordata; Actinopteri; Cyprinodontiformes; Poeciliidae. Gene Ontology annotation, molecular function: protein folding chaperone. The record is from RefSeq and is a predicted model, not a curated record. Gene Ontology annotation, biological process: response to heat; protein refolding.
CUGACAGAAAGAUACACAAGAAACACAGGAGUGAAGAGACGCCUGAACAACAAGAAGACUCAAGACUAAACAGAAGAAAGAUGCUGUGCUCUCAUGGAUUCCCGUCUGCCAUCCGUCCAUUCAUGGACUUCUCCUGGCCUGUACGCAGUCUGUGGCCAGAGGUCAGACCUCUGCUCUACCAACAGCAUGUCAUGCAGAGAGACCUACAGGAGCUGCGCAGCAGUCUGCAGCUGAUGGACAAACUUCAACGCCAGAUCCUGGAGGACACAGAGCCUUUCAGGAGCAGCGUGGCUCUGCAGCCCGUCUCUUAUCAGCUGGACAAAGAGGGAGAGCACUUUGGCCUAACGCUGGACACUCAGGGCUUUUCUCCAGAAGAUCUGUCAGUCCGGCAGGUGGGCAGGAAGCUGAGAGUCAGCGGGAAGACGGAGAAGAAACAAGAGGACGGGAAAGGCUCCUACUCUUACAGCCUGCAGGAGUUCAGACAGGAGUUUGAUCUGCCUGAAGGGGUGAACCAUGAAGACGUCCGCUGCCACCUUUCUCCAGAUGGAAAGCUCCACAUCCAGGCAGCCAAAGUUCCUUGUAUCGAGGGGACGGAGAGAGAGCUGACUAUCAAGAGGAGCUCAGAGGAGGAACCACAGCAGAGUGUGUGUUCACAGGCAGAAGACAGCAGAGCAGAGACUCAGAACAGAUCCUAGAACAAACCUGAAAACAUGGACGCACAUACAUGUUGCUGUACCAAUGGGAAGAUUUUACAUUUCUUUGGUGAUAGUCUUGUGUGGAUUAAUGGUCAGUUUUUAGGUUAUUGGUUUUGUACAAAGAAACAUUUGUAAAAUAAAAAAAAUGUAAAAAUUUUUUGAUUCAGACAGGAGUUUGAUCUGCCUAAAUAUUGUUUACAAUAUUUAGCCUUUAUGAG